Molecule: messenger RNA, 1079 nt
Organism: Corticium candelabrum
Lineage: Eukaryota; Metazoa; Porifera; Homoscleromorpha; Homosclerophorida; Plakinidae
Exons: 7
Coding region: 87-1064 (325 amino acids)
Biological process (GO): regulation of apoptotic process
Source: RefSeq, a predicted model, not a curated record
CGUUGGUAGACUUGCUGACGUAAAUAGAGGAUUCUCACAUCUCUCAGUUUCAACAUUAGGGGAUCGAAACAUCAAUCAUUGCCACAAUGUCUGACACUUUGACUGACAACGACUGGUGCGAGAUCAACAGAACAACAAUUACCAAAAUGUACGACACGCUGACGCGAGACAUCGACUGUACAAAAUACUUUCCAUCCCUUCGUUCCACUUUCGUCCUCACCGCCGAUGAUUGCGAUGAGAUCCGUGAGGAGAGGACGCGCAAGAAGAUGGUGAUGAAGUUCUUGGAUCUGCUGACAAAAAAGGAGAAACGGACGGUUGUUGAGGAGCUGCUUAGGGCGAUUGGGAAAGACAAGACGAUGCCACAGUUGCGUAUGAAGUUGAUGAAGGCGUUUGUUGAGACGAAGGAAGAGUAUAAGAGGACACAUGGUAAACGAGAAGCGACCCCACUUCAACAAAAUGGAGCACGUCAAAGCGGCCUCAGUGCCGACACAGACGAUAUGGGGCCACUACCACCUCCCCCAAAUACUGUUGAUCGAAUAGCAAUGUCAGACAUCCCACGUAAUCAUGGCUGUCUUAUCAUACCAGGACCCCCACCCUCUAGCCACAAUACGAAAUCCCCACGUUUAUUGUCUCUCUCGUCAACCAGCACCGGUCCCAUUCCUCCUCGACCGCGGAUGGAAAGUGAAGGCAGACAAGAAGGAGUUCCGGCCAUUAAUAGGCCACGUGAAAGCUACGCGACUGCCAAACAAGAUUCAAGCGAGACGUCAUAUUUGAGCGUCAACAUGUCGUUGUAUCCACAGUCAAAUAGUACAACGACCAGUAGUUUGCAUACGAUGAGUUCUGAAGCAAUGAAUGGUCCUAAAACAACUCUUCCUUCGAGAUCUACAGACUUUAGUACUCUUGCUCAACAUCAAUCGACAUUCGACUACAGCAGCAGUGUAUCAUCACCUAUGAGUGGUGACGGUGAUCAGGAUUGGAGUCGUGCGGUAAGACAUGAGGCAUUGGACAGGUUCGGGUCUAGAGCAAUUGCAAGUGAUGCCUCACGUGGGGCUGGUGACAAUUGAUCAGUUGAGCCGAGA